UACACUAUUCAGUAUGGACUAUAUAUAUAAUAAUUAUAACAAACUAACAAAGUUCUAGUAUUCUCUGAUUAAGACAAAUAAACAACAUUGUCUUACAUAAUCACAUUUGCCAAAUAAGCUAAAGGGUAGGGGUUUCUGGGGACUAACAUGGCGUUCUGUGAACUGAAGCUUAUCCCAACAGCAGAGAGGAAACCACAGUAUGUGAAGUAGGAAGUAGAUAAAUAAGUCUGCGUACUGUGUGGAGGUUAAACAAAAGGUCGACAGCAAUAAGAGCAGUUUCCCUGAGACUCUUCUCCACAAUGAAGUUUAUAAACUGCAUUUUCUGUCUGCUGGCAAGCUGUAUUUGUCAAGACAGCGUCCGAGUGGUGCAACACGCGGGGACGUGCACCUGGAGUCUUGCGGCGGAGGGGAACGAGAGCCGGCCGGUUUCUCUCGUACGGGAGGCCAAAGAUCAGCUGUUGGACCAGGUGUGUGCGGACCUGGGCUGCGGCCGGGUGUACCCUUUCACUGAGAACGGCCACACCAGCAUCAUCAACACCGGCAGCAGCGCCUGCCUAACCGACUGCUCUUACCGCGACCGACGUCUUUUCAACUGCACCGAGACGGUUGGGGAUAACUGCUCGGUUGUUCCUGAAAUUGUUUGUGGCCACCAGGUGGCGCGGCUGGCGGGCGGCGCUCACAGCUGCGGCGGCCGGGUGGAGCUGUGGUCUGGCGGCGGCUGGGGGACGGUGUGCGACGACCGCUGGGACCUGGCCGACGCCGACGUGGUCUGUCGCCAGCUGGGCUGCGGCUACGCGGUCAACGUUUCGGGGCAGGGAGGGUCGUUUCCCCCGGCGACGGCGGGACCCGUCCACCUGGACGAGCUGAUGUGCACCGGGGCGGAGAGCAGCCUGUGGGCGUGUCCCGUGGCACCGGACGGAGUUCACCACGACUGCGGCCACAAGGAGGACGCCGGGGUGGUGUGCUCAGAGAUGAGAGCCGUGCGUCUAACCGGCGGCGCAGACCGCUGCUCCGGUAAGGUGGAGAUCCACCUCAACGGGACAUGGGGGACGGUGUGCGACACCUGCUGGGACCGACAGACGGCCGCCAUGGUGUGCUCCAUGCUGGGCUGUGGGGCCCAGCCCCAGAAAUACACCCAAUUCGAGGCCCACCUGACGGCGCACAACGAAGGCCCGCUGUGGUACUACCAGUGCGCCGACGGGCACACAGAUCUCUGGCAGUGCCGAGAGUUCAUCAACUCGAAGCACCUCUGUACGAGCUCGAAGGCGGCAGUGCUGGUCUGUGCUGGCUCACAAGGGUUUCCUACAAUCUCCAUCUCAGCGAAUGUAACGUCAGUGACUGGACUGACGACUGCUGGCACAACAACAGGAAGUGCCCCAGACCACUUCCUGUUCCCCUUGUCUCCCGAGCUGAUUGGCUGCGUGGCUCUGUCAGUCAUGGUGCUGGUGAUGCUCACGGUUAACUGCGUCCUCUGCCGCCAGAGUAGAAGAAAAAAAAAAGCUUGCAUGAGACAGCAGAGAAAUCAGCAUGAAGAUAGGGCUUUGAAUGACUACAGAGAGGCCCUCAGUCUGGUCAAGAUCGCCCCCAUCGGGAGCCCUGUCCUCUCCAAGCCCAGUGGCAUGCUAGCCCCACACCACGGCCCUUAUCAGCCAAGCCAUCCACCUCCUGUCCACAUGUCCACCUUUAACAAUUCCCAGCGGCGCAGGCACGCCCGGGGCAGCCCUGCCACGGGCUCAGCCGUGAACACCCUGUACCAUGACGGAACACCAAACGACACGAGAGCCAUGACAUACAAACAUCAAAGCCUCCAUCCCAGCGUGGACUCGUUUGAAUCCUCCACCUCUUCCUCUGGGGAUGAACUCUACGGGAACACUGCGGACCAGAAGGAGGACCAGGUAACGAAUGCCUCAAGCAGCCACCAGCUGCCACCUAGAGGGAUGACGUCAACCAUGUUGGACCCAGGUCAUGGGGGUGAUGAUGGGGUUGACGAUGAAGACGAUAUCUAUUCCCCAGUCAGCCCUGAAACCCACUCCUCUUCUACGGAUGAUUACGACGAUAUACUCAAUCCAUAAACACUGGAUGAGGUGAACUUUGACCUCAAGAUGCAUGGAAUGUAAAAAUAUCAGACACUGCGCACAAUUCCUUAUUUUAGUAUUAUUUUAUAUAAACACAAGAGGUAAUAAAUUGUUACCUUGAAUAUAAGAAUUUUUUAUUUAACAUUGGACAUUUUUUUGGUUUAUGUCUUUAUUUUCUCAACCACCCUGGAUAUUGUAUUGCUGGAUGCUAAUUAACAGUCAGCAACGAUGGACCUGUCUCAGAAAGCAUAAAUAAUUAAAUAAAUAAAUAUCACCUCCGCCACAAGGGGGAACUGUAGGUUCAUAUCUAAAUACAUCACUUCUAGGAAAAAAUGCUUAUUCGCAAAGUCAACAGGAAUAGCGUGUCCGUAUGUUUUUUUUUUUAGUUUUUGUUUAAAUGAACCUUCAAUUAUGUUUUCCAACGAAUAAUCACUUGUGACAAAAAUGUAUUCAUACUUAAGUCAGCGGUGGUUGGGGAAGGAAGAAAAGUAAAAACAACUUUAAAGGGGAAUGGGAACUCAGAAGUGUCCGUAGUGUGAUCAAGGAGGACUAAUAGGUGAAGCGACAUCAGGUUAGUUUGAAACCAGAGGCCCCGGUAAAGGUCCUUCUUUGUUCAUUAGCAUAAGGGACGUUUGGUUUGCAGCAGCUGUACAGCAUCAAGCCAGCAUGUGUAUGCUGGAUACCGCGAGAUCUCACAACAUCAGUAGACACGACGACUGCUGCAAAGCGUAUCUUUUGCGCAGUGACGGUGUGACGCACUGACUAUUGUUUUAAGGAAUGUAAAAGAGUUCAUCUGAUUCUGUCUCGAUGCGCAUAAAGCGAGCGAUAGGUACUGUUAGGACUGUAGGCCUUCAUCUAUCUAUAAUGGAAUUCAUGUGUUGGAUACAUUCAGGCAUGUAGGCCUAUGUCAAGCAAGCUAGAUUUAAGAGAGAUGGAUGAUAUGAUAAUGCUUCCGACUCGGUGGGAGGUUUUUAAGUAUGAAGAUAACGUGGGGAGAAAGAGGUUGUGCGACAGACAUGCACGUUUUUUCCGUUGUACACAAAUAGGCCUCUGUGAAAUGGUCUCAAAAUUCCAUGAUUAACUUACAUGUGAUUAUUUCUUUCCUUAGAACCGUAUCUGAAUGGAAAUGAAGUACUAAAAGUGGAAGAAUCCCUUUAUAGACAGCACAACAGUGAAUAUAAAUAUAUUUAUCAUUUAUAAAAAACUUUUUACACUAAAUGUUCGAAAAUAGUUAAGUAUUUUACGUUUAUCUAUUAUUGUAGAACUUCACCUAAUAUUAACCUUUGAAAUUCUGUUUGUUUAGCAUUUAGCAAAAAAAGGCGAAAUCUCCUUGAAUAACAUUCAUGGAUUAAUCUCAGCUUUUUAAGACCUUAAUUAAACAGAGCUCAAACUAGCGCUUUUACACAGAAGACUUUGACAGCAUCAUACAUGAAGUAUUAAGUAUUAAGCAGGUGGAAGGGACAGAUGUCUCAUGAUGAGCCAACAGCCUUCCUGCUGGGAUUCCCCCACCUCAGCAGAUAGACUAGCUUGGCACGGGUUCUGACGUUCUCUGCUGGAUAAAAAGAAGCUAAAAAAACAACGAAACAAAUUAAUGUCCGGAGCUUUCUCUCUCUGUAAAACUCAAACUCUCUCCGGUUGUCAAACUGCCAUAACAAACUUUAAUAAACCUUUCUAAUUGAAGGAGAGAA
This is a messenger RNA of Gadus macrocephalus (Pacific cod), 3763 nucleotides long. RefSeq names its product antigen WC1.1-like. The coding region runs from base 300 to 2072 and encodes 590 amino acids. The record is from RefSeq and is a predicted model, not a curated record. Gene Ontology annotation, cellular component: membrane. NCBI's taxonomy places the organism in Eukaryota, Metazoa, Chordata, Actinopteri, Gadiformes, Gadidae. The transcript has 13 exons.